Messenger RNA from Saccharomyces mikatae IFO 1815, 1110 nucleotides. It is a transcript of the gene SMA2, whose product is annotated as Sma2p. The transcript has a single exon. The coding region runs from base 1 to 1110 and encodes 369 amino acids. The record is from RefSeq and is a predicted model, not a curated record. Lineage: Eukaryota; Fungi; Ascomycota; Saccharomycetes; Saccharomycetales; Saccharomycetaceae.
AUGUUUUUCCCUAAGCGUUUGAUUGUAUGGGGUGUCCUUCUGAUUUUAAGUUUAUCUCAGUUUAUGCUCUACUUGCCGGCUACAACGUGCACGACUUCUAAAGGACUGCGGUUAUGUGCUCCACAGUUUACUAUAACUGUCAUCGGAGGAUCUAGUACAGCCAAUGAGUUUAUUGCAAGUGUAAGAGAAUUUUUACGAUUGAUUUCGUAUCUAACAAUUGACAUGGGUUGGUCGAAUGAGUUCACUGAUCCAAGCAUUUAUGAGGAUGAAAAUUUGGUAGACACUUUUCAGCCUGAUAAAGUCUUUGAGCUUAAUUAUUUUGGAUUUUGUAAGCGAGAUAAUAGAAGCAAAAUUUACUGUACUUCAAAUGAGAAUUAUGGCAUGGACGUCCUUGAAGUACUUGUCAGAGAUGUUGGAAUCCAAUUGGGUAAUAUUUCCACGACACGAUCUAAUGAAACUAAAAAGUUCGGUGACUCUUUGGUGUUGACGUACCGUUUGGCAUUGACAUCUAUUCGUGAUUUUUUGAAACACGACAAACAUUCUGGGAAUGCUCUAUCGAAGGCCUUGAUUGGCGCACCAAAUACAAACUUAGAUGACACAUCGUCGACGAAGAACUAUCUGAAAGGGGUCAAUCUGGCAUUUAUAUUGAUGAUGUUCAAUGGCAUAGUUUUUUACUUUGCUGUUUUAGAAAUCAUAGUCGGAUUUCUGAAUAUCUGUGUAGUGUCAGCAUUUGGAGGAGCUCUUAGCGUCGGGAAACGGCACCGCUUAUUUCCUAUUCUAUUGAAGUCUUCAAGCUCGAUAUUAGUAGUUUUUUCUACGUUGACAGUAUUAUGUAACGUCAUAUAUUUGAUUGCACUGAAAACCUUAGAACCCGAAGAGGUGUUAGAGGUAGGAUAUGACAAUUCCACCGCACAUACUACAGGUUGGGAAUUGUUAAGAGUAAAUGUAGGAAGUGGGUUCAUUAUGGGGCUUGCCAGAUAUGCCAUUCAGUGGGUCCUGUUAUUACUCGCAUUUCUUGCAGCAAACCAUUACAAGGCCAAGCCAAAAAAGUCUGAUAAGAGCGCAGAGGACGCAUCUAUCUCCCCUUCUCCAGAUUUCAUGGAGAAGUAA